Messenger RNA from Rhizoctonia solani, 273 nucleotides. RefSeq names its product NAD(P)H-binding family protein. The record is from RefSeq and is a predicted model, not a curated record. The transcript is spliced from 2 exons. NCBI's taxonomy places the organism in Eukaryota, Fungi, Basidiomycota, Agaricomycetes, Cantharellales, Ceratobasidiaceae. The coding region runs from base 1 to 273 and encodes 90 amino acids.
AUGCUCGUCAAACGCACCUCGUUCGAGUGGAUCAUCCUCCGUCCUGGUGGGCUAUCCGACAAUCCUGGAACGGGUAAAGCCGAUAUCGGACGAACCCAUCUCACUUCAACCAUCUCGCGCGAGGACGUUGCAACAGCGCUUCUCCAUCUCGCAACUGUUCCCUCAAAAGCGGCAGGACUAGGGAUCGACAUGGCCGGGGGUGAUAAGCCUAUUGGGCCCGCUCUGGACGCCUUUGUCGAGAAGGGCGUCACGGAUUGGCUGGGUCAAGCCUAA